AUGCGCGCCUACACUACUGCUUAUGUUGCGUCAUCCACUCGCUGUCGAGCCAGAAAGUAUCUUAACCAGAAGCCUGCAGCCCUUCUUCAACAGUUGCUCAUCCCUUCUCGUCGAUGGGCGCACGUGAGUCUCGACUUUAUCACAGAUCUUCCCCUUACAACGACAGGGCACGGCUCGAUUCUUGUCCUGGUCGAUUCCCUCAGCAAGAUGGCCCAUUUCGAUCCUGCAAAGAAGUCAUUCUCAGCAGCAGACACCGUGGAGCUUCUCGCAGGCCGUCUUAUCCGCUAUCACGGUUUUCCAGAGGUGCUCAUAUCGGAUCGCGACCCCCGUUUCCAGUCGGAUCUUUGGAACCAACUCUGUCGCCGCUUUACCAUCAAACGGUGCAUGUCCUCGUCCUACCAUCCCCAAAGCGACGGCCAAACUGAACGGGUUAACCGCACACUGGAGCAGAUGCUUCGUACCUAUAUCAAAUCUGACGAACGCGAGUGGGAGCUUUUGCUUCCGGCCUUGGAACUUGCCUACAACGCAACAAGUCAUUCAUCCACUGAGCUCUCUUCCUUCGAGGUCAUGGUUGGCGACAACCCGUUGACUGCUGCGGACCUUGAUAUCGUAGGCGCGUUAGCUCCUACGCUCACUCCUCCGAUGACUAAGCUUUUCCGGCAGCUCUGCGACAGAGCACAUAGUCACAUCCUGAAGGCAAAAUGGCAGCAGAAGUACGCAGAGACAAAGCGUCGAGCAGUGGGGUAUGUACUGGGAGACAAGGUUUGGCUCAGUAGCAAGCACUUACCUCCUUUCAACCGCUGCCCUAAGUUCGGGCCCCUUUACCGCGGACCCUUUGAAGUCAUCGAACGCAUAGGGACCGUCGCUCACCGUCUCGUUCUGCCUCCCACCUAUGAAUGCCAUCACGUUUUCCAUGUUUCGAAGCUAGUUCUCCACCGCCCCCGCCCUCCCGACUUGGUUCUCCCGGAAGCCGACGCCGCCUGGCCUCCUAUCCGCGAUACAGCAGGCAAUCCAACGGAGGAGUAUGAAAUCGAUUAUAUUAUGGGCCAAAGUGGCUCGGGAGAUGCAGCCCGGUACCUCGUGAACUGGCGCGGGACCCCUGAAGAUCAAGCCACAUGGGAGCCAGCUCACCACCUUACAGGCUGCCCGGCUUUGCUUCGCGCUUGGCGCCGCCGCCAACGAAGACGUCUUCAGGCUCGAAACAACAUUGGUCCUUCCGAGGCGUAG
Molecule: messenger RNA, 1227 nt
Organism: Eimeria necatrix
Lineage: Eukaryota; Apicomplexa; Conoidasida; Eucoccidiorida; Eimeriidae
Exons: 1
Coding region: 1-1227 (408 amino acids)
Biological process (GO): DNA integration
Molecular function (GO): nucleic acid binding
Source: RefSeq, a predicted model, not a curated record